Messenger RNA from Talaromyces rugulosus, 1131 nucleotides. RefSeq lists its product as uncharacterized. Bases 1 to 1131 code for a protein of 376 amino acids. The record is from RefSeq and is a predicted model, not a curated record. Gene Ontology annotation, biological process: carbohydrate metabolic process. Lineage: Eukaryota; Fungi; Ascomycota; Eurotiomycetes; Eurotiales; Trichocomaceae. The transcript is spliced from 3 exons.
AUGCGGUCGACCUUGAAGCAAGCAGGGCUCGCCCUUCUAGCUCCCAGCCUCGUUGCUGCCAGCCCUGUCGCCAAGAUGGCAAAGCGCGAUGCUUCUGAUUACACGGACAAUGCCAUCUGUGCUGCUGAUGCCCUGAUGGCGUACUACCAAUCCGGAGACACCGGUCUCUGGGGGAAAGAUCUCUGGUGGCAAUCGGGCAAUUUCUUGAGCGCGCUGGCGACUCUGACUUCUCUCAACUCCGACUACUAUUCUGAGCAUAACGACGUCUUUAGCAACACCUUGAACACUGCUACCGGAUACGGAAACUAUGCCAACUUUUUAAACGACUACUAUGACGAUGAGGGUUGGUGGGGAAACGCCUGGCUGGACGUGUACGAUGUCACUCAGGACCAGACAUACCUGAACGCCGCCAUCACCAUUUACAAUGAUAUAGUUGGGGGACUCGGCACUCCUUGUGGAGGUAUCUGGUGGAGCAAGGAUCAGACCUACGUGGCCGCUAUCUCCAACGGGCUCUACAUCGAGUUGGCUGCUGGUAUCGCUGCCCGCGUGGGUUCGGACCAGGCCGGGGAUUAUCUCGCCCACGCACAGCAGGGUUGGGACUGGUUCUUCAGCGUCGGUCUUGUUGGCAGUGACAACAUGGUCUCUGACGGUGUCGACAAGGACAACAACUGUGCUCCAACUGGCGCCAAAUUCACCUACAACCAGGGUGUUAUCCUCGGCGCCGCCGCCGAGCUGUACAAGGCAACUGGCAACCAGACCAUCUUGGAACAAGCUGCUGCGCUUGCCAAUGCUUCGAGCACCGCCGGCUCGUCAGUCACCGACUCCAACGGAAUCCUGCACGAUGGAUGCGACACCAGCGACAGCUGUGAUGACACCGCUGCCAUGUUCAAGGGACCGUACGUUCGCGGACUCCGCAAGCUGCAGUUGGCCUACCCCCAGGACAACUGGAAGAACUUCCUCCUCACCAACGCCCAGAGCAUCUGGAACAAUGACCUUGACUUUACGCAGUCCGACUCUGGUUCAUCUUGCCUCCUUGGCGAGGACUGGGCUGGCCCCUACGACACUGCCGAUGCCGUCACGCAGGGCGCAGCUUUGGAUGCUCUGAACGCUGCCUUGGCUAUUUCUCAAUAG